Molecule: messenger RNA, 3381 nt
Organism: Larimichthys crocea (large yellow croaker)
Lineage: Eukaryota; Metazoa; Chordata; Actinopteri; Sciaenidae
Product: homer protein homolog 3
Exons: 11
Coding region: 585-1676 (363 amino acids)
Biological process (GO): G protein-coupled glutamate receptor signaling pathway
Molecular function (GO): G protein-coupled glutamate receptor binding
Source: RefSeq, a predicted model, not a curated record
GGCAGCGCCAGGCAGACCUAUAAGAUCCAGUUUGCAGUAAAGUAUACAUGCAGGCUCAUUGGCUGCAGGCGGGUUGACACAGUUUCCCUGCCUCAUGCAGCUGUAGCGGGUGCUCGGAGCCUGUAGAGCCAGCAGGUGGUACUCUACUGUCGGGCUGUGUCCGGCUGUUGAACGCGAGCAGCCGGCUGGAUGAAGAGCAGAGAGCGCUGACCACCACAAACAAAGAGAAGAAAGCGGAUGCUGCCUCUCUGCUCGGGGAUGGACACACACGGGACUGCGGUCACUUCUGUCACCGAGGUCAGCUGCUCUGCCUCCGCCGGGUUGUGAGCUCCGCAGAAGGUGCUCGGUGGACUCCGGUAUCCGGGACAGGACAGGACGGUACCGACACUGUGCGGGCUGCAGCAGGCUGUGUGGUGCCUUGCAGAGAGAGACGUCUCCCCCUGGAGAAUAAAGCAUCUGGUAGAUCUCAGACUGAAAGAAACAGGAGACCAGGACCAGGACCUGCAGCUCCAGAGCGGAAUUAUUGUCAGACUCAGUAAAGGUUUACACCGACAUGGGAAGAGAAGUCUCAGUCACCUUGUAAGAUGUUUCCUCACCACAGAGAAAGGGAGCAGCCGAUCUUCAGUGCCCGGGCUCAUGUUUUCCAGAUUGACCCCACCACCAAGAGGAACUGGAUCCCCGCCAGCAAACAUGCCGUCACCGUGUCCUUCUUUUAUGAUGCCAACCGUAACGUCUACCGCAUCAUUAGCGUGGGUGGGACCAAGGCAAUCAUCAACUGCACCGUUACGCCCAGCAUGACAUUUACCAAGACGUCCCAGAAGUUUGGACAGUGGGCGGACAGCAGGGCCAACACUGUGUACGGUCUCGGUUUUGCUACAGAGCAACAGCUGCAUCAGUUCUCAGAUAAGUUUAAGGAGGUGAAAGAUGCAGCUCGUCUGGCACGAGAAAAGUCUCAGGAUAAAGAACUGGCCAACACGGCGCUCACCAUCGCUGCUCCUCAGUUCUCACAGGACCUCUCGGAUGAACUCCAGUCACCACCGGUGAUGUGUGUGAACGGACCGGAGGACAAACUGUUUCGCAGCCAGAGCGCGGACAUCACCCUGUCUUCUGAGAAGGAGCGCAUAAAAAAGAUGCUCUCUGAAGGGUCUAUCUGUGAGAUGAACCUGGAGGCCGAGCUCUUCACUCUGCAGGACAGCAACUCCAAACUGGUGGCGGCUUUGCACGAGGCUAAUGCUAAUGUGGAGCAGUGGAAGAAACAGCUGGCAGCGUAUCAGGAGGAGACGGAUAGACUUCGAGACCAGGUGGCUGAAUUAGAGGCUCAUGGAGGCCAAGGCCCCAGUGACCUGCUGAAGGAUGAACUGACCCAGUCCUUGGAGGAGCUGGAGGCCCUGCUGAAGGCCAAAGAUGAGGAAAUCCACAUUUUGCAAAGCAAAAAAGCAGAGUACCACGAGAUGGAACACGAGAGGGACCAGGCCAUCCACAGACUACGGGAGACGGAGAUGCGAAAUUCAGAUUUGGAGCGUCGCAUCCAGAACUCAGAGCAGAACCUGAAUAACUCUCUGGAGGAACGGGAUCGCAUGGACUCUGAAAUCCAGAGGGCCAUCGAAAUUCUGGACAUCAAGAUCUUUGACCUUAAUGACCUCCGCCAGAGCCUGGUGAAACUCAUUGACAAAUAAGAGGGGAAAAAAAUCCAACCCGAGAGAGAGAGAUGGAACAGAUGACAGGGUUAUAUUUUGUCGUGGCCAAUUCAGCGGAGUAAACAAAACAAAGAUGGAGCUGGUCCCAUGUCCUCUUCAAGCACAAGAACCACCUCGGCUCCAGGAAGGUUUCUCCAUGUCUGUGUUGCAGCAGUGGCUGUGCUGUACUCAGCUACAUACUGUAGUCGUUGGCCUAAGCAGCAGCAUUUACAUGGUUUUGCUUGUCCAGUUUAAUGUAACGCUUCAUGUUGCUUUCAAGGGUAACAUUCAAUGCAAUAAACCAACUUUAAGGUAAGUGCUUCACAGUGCUAGACAUUUAAUAUUGAGAAGUGGUGCUUGUAGUUUUAGUUUUUGUAGUAUGACUUUUGUACACACAAUGGCAUUGCAGUGUCAGUAUGAGUUAUAAGAGGCCUUGUUUUUUCAACAUCACAACAAAAUCCAUGCAAAUAGAGAAAGUGUAAGGUGAAUGCAAAUUUAAAAAAAAUACAUUUAAGAGAGCUGUAUAUUCAACAGCCUGCAUACAACAUCAGUAUCACUGAAUUUUCGAUUCAUGCAGAGAUAAACUUGUAUGUGUAUGGUCUUGUAGUUACACAUGCAUAAUGUAGCAGCUAUAAUGUGUAAAGUGAAAGACUGAGUGGUUCUUUUCCACAGAAAUAAGCAAUGCCAUGUACUAAAAGUCACUUAAAUAGUACGCUAAUAGUGUUUAAUAUUUGUGUAAGGCAUGGAAACACAAUUUCAACAUUAGAUCUGAAUAUUGACACCAAAGAUCAAAUGUUAAGUACAGAGUCAUUGAUAAGGUCGUCUAUCAGCACUACUUCACUAUAAGCUUGUAAGAAACCUUUAAAUAUAAGAUAAAAAAAGUACAUUGUAGUAGAUGAAGAUGCAGUAAUUACAUUUAGGACAAAUAAGUAUUUCCCACAUGAUAUAAAUCAAUAAUGCUACAGUUAUUAUGUGAACAAGGGAAAUAAAAAAAGUCAUCACUUACCGUAGAAUAACAGAUAAGUUUGAGCGAUCGUCCUGUGCAUCAUCUCCUAACAAAUCACUGACUUAGUAACUUAUUUAUGAUAGAUGCAUUCGAGGAAAUCUAAGAGACGUUUUCUGCCUUCUGUCAUUUUUCAGCACGUUACCUUUAGCUGUGGACAAUAUGCCAUACGCCUUCACAGAGUCUUUUAUCUCACAGACUGCAAUGUUUAACAUAGUCUGUAAUGCUAUGUUUUUUUUUUUGUUUUUUUUUCAAGCCUUAUUCUAUUUUAAGGGUGGUCAUCUACGUCUCAGACUUUGGGCUGUUGUCAUGACGGUUUGGAAAUAAAAGCAAAGAAUGCAGUCACUCAGUCAUUCUAAUGUACUUCUUUCUUUUAGUGUGUUUUCUAGUAGUAUUAAUGCAUGAGGUUUCAGCAAGUUAAUGAAAUUGAUUCAUAUUUAUCUUUAACAUAAAAUCCACAAGGUAAAACUGUGACACUAAUUGAGUUCAAUUAUUUGGCAAGGAAAAGAGCAUGCACUGUGCAGUUAGAGACGUUUGUGACCAGAUGGUUUGCAGUUUGUUGCCUGGAAUCGGCAGGAUAAAUGUGGGUGGGGAAAGGCAAACAACAGUCCUUGAUCUUCUCCCAUUACUACAGCUAAGAUGCCCUUAAAUUAAAGACCAUUACCCCCAGUGAAUAGAUGAGUUUGACCAAAGAGAGAAAAA